AUGUGGUACGGCCAGAUCGUGAUAGGGCCACCAGGCAGCGGCAAGAGCAGCUACUGCUUCGGCAUGCAGCAGCUCUUGACGGCGCUGGAGCGACAGCAUAUUAUUGUGAACCUCGACCCGAUGAAUGACUUGUUGCCUUACGAAUGCGCGGUGGACGUAAUGGAUCUUAUUAAAGGAACAGAUGUAAUGAAGAAACACCAGCUGGGACCGAACGGUGCUAUGAUUUAUUGCAUGGAGUUCUUGUUGGAGAACGUCGACUGGCUGGUGGAGAAACUAAAGAAGUACAAAAACUAUUAUGUUCUGAUCGAUUGCCCUGGGCAAGUCGAGUUGUUCACACAUCACGAGGCCCUGCGUACAAUCAUCAGACACCUCGAAAAACUGGAUUUUAGGAUGGCGGCGGUUCAAGUUUUGGACAGUACGCUUUGCACUGAUACAUUCAAAGUGAGAAGCCACAGCAGCAGUAGCAGCAACAACAACAUCAGCAGCAGCAGUAUCAUCCUCGCAAGCAGCAGCAGUCGUUACGAUAAAUGCGCACAAUUGGCCCGCUCUGGUUCGGAGUUGCCGUUUACGGUGCUGCUGUUUUUGGUGAUGUUGCUGUUUCUGUUGCAGCACAUCAGUGCGCUGCUGAUGGCCCUGUACGCCCAGUUGCAGCUGGAGUUGCCUCAUAUCAAUGUUUUGUCGAAAAUCGACCUCCUACGCCAUCAUCGAAAGGACUUGAAGUUUCCUCUGGAGUUUUACGCGGAUGCCUACGACGUCCAGGCGCUGCUGCAGACGAUGGGGAGAGACCCUCAUCCUGUGGGGCAAAAGCUUCUGGGGUUCGCGCGCGAAGUGUGCGAAUUGGUUGAAGAUUUUAAUAUCGUUUCAUUCCUACCCGUAGCGGUAACAGACAAGGAGUGCAUGUUGCUGGCUUUACGAACAGCAGACACAGCUAAUGGCUUCGCAUUGGGGAAUUACACGGAGAAUCGGACUGGAUACCCGUUGCAGCUAAAUACAGAAGAAGAAAGACAGAAUCUAAUUGAAAGGUUGCAGGAGCGGUACUUGGACGGGGAUGAGGAAGAUGAAAGGGAUGGAAAUUUUCGGCAGGAUUCAGAGAAGACUGAUUGA
Molecule: messenger RNA, 1104 nt
Organism: Eimeria maxima
Lineage: Eukaryota; Apicomplexa; Conoidasida; Eucoccidiorida; Eimeriidae
Exons: 8
Coding region: 1-1104 (367 amino acids)
Cellular component (GO): cytoplasm
Molecular function (GO): GTPase activity
Source: RefSeq, a predicted model, not a curated record